GCAUUGACCAGCUCGGCGGCCCGGCCCGACCGAGCCUGCGCCAUUGUUGGAAGUGUUCCCGCCCUGCUCUGCGAGUGCCCUCAGUUGUCCUCUGUUUGGCCGCCAGAUCUGACGUAACAGUGUUAUUAGUGCAUUAAUUGGGAAAAGGUGGACUGGUCCAUGGCGCUGAAGUUCACGGAGAGAACAUGGUCCCUUCAUUACUGGGAACAACUACACUCGCUUGGGAACCACAGCAAGUGAAGUUUCCGUGUAAAACCCUGAUGUUUCUGCAGUUCUUGGAAAGAUAUGUCUUUGUGGAACUCUGCUCUUUCCAGAGACGGGAACAUAGAGGAAGAGAUUAUGGCUGCUGUGGUUUUUUCAGUUGGACCUCUGAUGACAUGGAGAGAAAGAUGCUUGACUGUGGAGAGCUAACCAUCUAAUUGAGAGUCCUGAAGCUACCCAGCCAGAUGAUGAGCUUCACCUUCAGGCAGCAGAACCAGAAUUGGUAAAGGUGUUUACAGCUAUAAAUUUCCCUCUAAGCACUGCUUUAGCUUCAUCUCAUACAUUUUGAUGCAUCAAUUGGUCUCAACCUACCUGGAACAAAGGAGAAUGAAGAACACCAAAGACACAAGGAAAAUAUGAGCCCAAGAGACAGAAAGGGCCACAUAAGCCAGAGACUCCAUCAGCCUGAGACCGGAAGAACUAGAUGGUGCCUGGCUACCACCAAUGACUGCCCUGACAGGGAACACAACACAGAAACCCUGAUGGAGCAGGAGAAAAGAAACAGUGACAUUUAAGGAUGUGGCUAUCGACUUUACAUUAGAGGAGUGGAGGCUGAUGGACCCUACACAGAGGAACCUGCACAAGGAUGUGAUGCUAGAGAAUUACAGGAAUCUGGUCUCCCUGGGGCUUGCAGUUUCCAAACCAGACAUGAUAUCUCAUUUGGAGGAUGGGAAAGGACCAUGGGUGGUAGUGAGAGAAAUUUCAAGAGCCCCAUAUCCAGAGUUGGAGACCAAACUAGCAGCCAAGGAUGCUGUAUUAGCAGAGAAUUUUUCUGAAGAAGACUUAUCACAGGGAACCAUAAUGGAAAAACUCAAAGAGAAUGGCCUAUGGGAUUUCAGUUUGGGAGGACCAUGGAAAUGGAAUGACAGAAUAUUGAGAUUGCAAAAUAAUCAGGAGAGUCAUUUGAAUCAAAGAAUAGUUACACAUAAGAACACUCCCACUGGUCAAAGAGCAUUUAAGUUUGGAUCUGUUCUUUUUCCAGAACCAGAAGUUAUCACAGAGGAAUCCCACAGCAAAUGCCAAACACAUGAGGACAGUUUCACAGAGAAUUUAAAUUUGAUUGUCGAUACCCAUUUGGAGAAGAAAAUCUGCAAGGAUACCGAAGGCAGCAAAGCCAUAAGGGAUAGUUCAGAACUUACUUUGGAAAAGAAAACUAAUUAUAAAGAAAAGCCCUAUAAAUGUAGUACAUGUGAAAAAGCCUUUCGCUAUAGGUCAUUACUCAUACAACACCAGAGGACUCACACUAAAGAAAAACCUUAUGAAUGUAAUGAAUGUGGGAAAAUGUUCAGCCAACCCUCUUAUCUUAGUCAACAUAAAAAGAUUCACACUGGAGAAAAGCCUUAUAAGUGUAAUGAAUGUGGAAAGGCCUUUAUUGCUUCUUCAUCUCUUAUGGUACAUCAGAGAAUUCAUACUAAAGAGAAACCUUAUCAAUGCAAUGUCUGUGGGAAAUCCUUUAGCCAGUGUGCUCGCCUCAAUCAGCACCAGAGAAUUCAAACUGGAGAGAAAUCCCAUAAAUGUAGUGAGUGCGGGAAAGCUUUUAGUGAUAAGUCAAAACUUGUAAGACAUCAGGAAACUCACACUGCAGAAAAACCCUACAAAUGCAGUGAUUGUGGAAAAGCCUUUAGAAAUAAGUCAUAUCUUAGUGUACAUCAGAAGACACAUACUGAAGAGAAACCAUAUAAAUGUAAUGAGUGUGGAAAAUCUUUCAAGAAUACCACAAUUUUUAAUGUUCAUCAGAGAAUUCAUACUGGAGAGAAACCCUUUAGAUGUAGUGAAUGUGGUAAAGCCUAUAGAAGUAACUCAAGCCUUAUUGUACAUAUAAGAACUCAUACUGGAGAAAAACCCUAUGAAUGUAAUGAAUGUGGGAAAGCAUUCAAUCGUAUAGCAAAUUUCACUGAGCAUCUGAGAAUUCAUACAGGAGAAAAACCCUAUAAAUGUAAUGAAUGUGGGAAAGCAUUCAUUAAUUAUUCAUGCCUUACUGUACAUCACAGAAUGCAUACAGGAGAGAAACCAUAUAAAUGUAUUGAAUGUGGAAAGGCCUUCAUGCGUUCUUCAUCUCUUAUUAUACAUCAGCGAAUUCAUACUGAAGAGAAACCUUAUCUAUGUAAUGAAUGUGGGGAAUCUUUCAGAAUAAAAUCACACUUAACCGUACAUCAGAGGAUUCAUACUGGAGAGAAGCCAUAUAAAUGCACUGACUGUGAGCGGGCAUUCACCAAAAUGGUAAAUCUCAAGGAGCAUCAGAAAAUUCAUACUGGAGUAAAACCCUAUAAUUGUUAUGAUUGUGGAAAAUCCUUUAGGACAAAAUCAUACCUUAUUGUACAUCAGAGGACCCAUACUGGAGAAAAACCGUAUAAAUGUAAUGAGUGUGAAAAAGCUUUCACGAAUACAUCACAGCUUACUGUGCAUCAAAGAAGGCAUACUGGUGAAAAACCCUAUAAAUGUAAUGAAUGUGGGAAAGUUUUCACGAGUAAUUCAGGCUUUAAUACCCAUCAGAGAACACAUACUGGAGAAAAACCAUUUAAAUGUAGUGACUGUGGGAAAGCAUUUAGCCAGAUGGUACAUGUCACAGAACAUCAGAAAAUACAUACUGGAGAAAAACCUUAUAAAUGUGAUGUUUGUGGAAAAGCCUUCAGGAGGGGUUCAUACCUUACAGUGCAUUGGAGAACACAUACUGGAGAAAAACCUUAUACGUGUAAGGAAUGUGGAAAAGGUUGUAUUACCUUAUCACAGCUAACUCUACAUCAGAGAAUUCAUACUGGGGAGAGACCCUAUAAAUGUGAAGAUUGUGGAAAAGCCUUCAGAACUAACUCAGACUUCACUGUACAUCUGAGGAUGCAUACCGGAGAAAAACCUUAUAAAUGUAAUGAAUGUGGAAAAGCCUUUAGGAGUAGCUCAAGCCUUACUGUACAUCAAAGAAUACACCAGAGAGAAGCUCAAUUAAUAUAGAGAAAAAUAAAUCAUUCAUCCAGAUGUCAACUCCACAAGAAGAAUCUUCUAAACUGUGUAUUUCAUGAAUGUGAGGAAAUUUUCAGGAGCAAUUCACCAAGAAAUAACAUUGAAGAGAUACUCUGCAAACAUAAUGAAUGUGGGAAAGCAUUUGAUCAAAUUAAAUCUUAGAGGUUAUAAAAAGAUUUAUGCUAGGAAAAAAAAUAAUGGACAAAUGAAAACCUUCAUCCAGAUUUCAUAAUUUAUUCAUUCAACAAAUUAUCUUCUAUGAAUUGCCUAUGAUUUUUUUUUGCUAUUUUUCUGUUAGUUUGCCUGUCUUCUUUUCUCAUCAGUCUGAAAAUGUUUCUCUGUUUUAGAUAUUAAUCUUUUGUCAUGUGUGUUGCAGAUGUUUUCCUUAAUCUAGAAUUUGACUUUAUACUUUUUUUAUUCAGCAAAAUAGGUCACAAAAUACAUUUACUAUGUAAAUUAAAAUAUUUAUUUUUUUCCUUUUCAUAUUCUUUACUCUUUUAGUAAAAAGUAUCUCUUUAAUCACUAGGUUAUACAUGUUGUUGUUAGUUGCUGUCGAGUUAGCUCCAAACUUAUAGUGACCCCGUGUAUAACAGAACAGAGUGUGGCCCAAUCCUGCGUCAUCUUCAGAAACAUUGGUAUGUUUGAACCCAUUGUUGCAGCUCUUGUGUCGAUCCAUCUCAUUUACUGACCAUCUGAUAUCCUUUUCUAGCAAUUCUUCUUUCCUGAUGACAUAUCCAAAGUAAGCAAGAGGAAGUCUCGCCAUCCUUGCUUCUAAGGAUCAUUCUGGCUAUACUUCCUCCAGGACUGAUUUGUUUAUUCUUCUAGCUAUUCUUCUCCAAGAGUAUGUGUAGUAUUCCUAAACUUCUAAGAUUUUGAUAGCUUUAUUUUGUACGUUGAUCUUUAAGUCAUCUGGACUGGAUGGGUAUUCAUGGAAAAGCAACUCCACAUUACCAUUAACACAUGAAAAGAUUCCCAACCUAAACAGUACUCAGGGAAAUGCAAAUUAAAACACCAAUGGAAUGUCACUUCCACCUCUUGAGUUGGCAAAAGUUAAGAGAUCUUUUGUCAGUGGAGUUUAAGGAACCAUGUACUCUUCCAGAAAGAUUGUACCAACUUAUAUUUUCACCAGAAAUCCAGGGAAAUAUAUUUUAAAAUUAUAAAUAUGCAUACCUUUUGACCCGGCAGAACCACUUCUGGGAAUUUGUCUCUUAAAAAUAAAAUCAUCAACACAUAAGAAUACAUAUAAAUAUGUUUAUUGAAAUAUUGCUCAUAGAGGGAAAAAAAUCUCUGGGAAAAAAGUGAAUGCAGAUCAAUAAGGUAAUGGUUGAAUGAAUUGUGAUGUGUCCAUAAUAUAGAAUAGAAUAGGAAUCACUUAAAAUAUGAGUUGGAGGCUAUACUGAUUGACUUCCAGGGAUUUUCAAUGUAUUGACGAAUAAUUGCUUUAUUACAAAGAUGUGUAAUAUAUAUGUGUAUAUACAAUAUUUCAUUUUUGUUAAAAUAAUAACCACUCCUAUAUAUGUGCAUAUGCGAUCAGAUGAGUAUGGAGACAGGUAUGGAAUAUACGCAAGGCUGUUAAUGUUGGUUACCUUGGUGAGAGGGAGGAAAUGGGACAUGAGGAAAUAAGAAAAAAAAUAAAAAGACUGAAAACAGAAAAAUGUAAGUGCAUCACAUAAUGGUAUAAAACUCUGUAAAAUUAUA
Loxodonta africana (African savanna elephant) is the source of this 4914-nucleotide messenger RNA. RefSeq names its product zinc finger protein 624 (gene ZNF624). NCBI's taxonomy places the organism in Eukaryota, Metazoa, Chordata, Mammalia, Proboscidea, Elephantidae. Gene Ontology annotation, molecular function: DNA-binding transcription factor activity, RNA polymerase II-specific; RNA polymerase II cis-regulatory region sequence-specific DNA binding. Gene Ontology annotation, biological process: regulation of transcription by RNA polymerase II. The transcript has 10 exons. The record is from RefSeq and is a predicted model, not a curated record. The coding region runs from base 817 to 3207 and encodes 796 amino acids.